Messenger RNA from Aspergillus affinis, 3837 nucleotides. RefSeq names its product 5-oxoprolinase. The coding region runs from base 1 to 3837 and encodes 1278 amino acids. Gene Ontology annotation, cellular component: cytosol. NCBI's taxonomy places the organism in Eukaryota, Fungi, Ascomycota, Eurotiomycetes, Eurotiales, Aspergillaceae. Gene Ontology annotation, molecular function: 5-oxoprolinase (ATP-hydrolyzing) activity. The transcript has 2 exons. Gene Ontology annotation, biological process: glutathione metabolic process. The record is from RefSeq and is a predicted model, not a curated record.
AUGGCCGGGACUGGGAAAAUCACAAUCUCCAUCGACCGUGGCGGUACAUUUACCGAUGUACACGCCAUCGUUCCCGGUCGCCCUGACAUCAUCCUCAAGUUACUAUCCGUUGAUCCUGCCCACUACCAAGAUGCUCCUACAGAGGGUGUUCGUCAGAUCCUCGAGAAGGUUACGGGUGAAUCUUUCCCUCGGGGGAAGCCCCUGAAGAUGGACGCAAUUGGCAGCCUACGGAUGGGAACUACCGUAGCAACAAAUGCCUUGUUGGAGCGCAAGGGCGCUCGAUCGGCCCUCCUCACGACUAAGGGAUUUCGUGAUCUAUUGCACAUUGGUGACCAAUCGCGGCCAAACAUCUUCGAUCUGUCCAUGGCCCGACCCAGUGUCCUUCCCGAGGGUGUCGUGGAGAUCAAUGAACGAGUCCUCCCCAUUCAUGCGGCCGCGGAUAAGGACUGCUUUUCCAGCUCUCGCGUGGAGGAGGGCGUCACCGGCGAGAAGUUUCGCGUGGUACAGGAGUUGGACGUGGAACAGGUUCGAACUGAGCUUAAGCGCUUGAAGGAGCAAGGUUACCAGUCGUUAUCUGUUGCUCUAGUCCAUUCAUUCGCCUACCCGGAACAUGAGCGUAUCAUCGGAGAUUUGGCCGAGAAGAUGGGCUUCUCCGUUACUCUGUCCUCCAAGCUGCAGCCCAUGAUCAAGAUCGUGCCUCGAGGAAUGUCGGCUGCUGCCGAUGCGUACCUCACCCCUGUCAUCAAGACCUACAUCGACUCCAUCUCAUCUAGCUUUGAAGGCGGCCUAGACCAGCAGCGCGAGUGUCGGUUCGAAUUUAUGCAGUCGGACGGUGGUCUGGUUGACUUCCGCAAAUUUAGCGGCUUGAAGGCCAUUUUGUCUGGUCCGGCUGCCGGUGUUGUUGGCUUCGCAGCGACCAGCUGGGACCCCACCGAGAAGACGCCGGUCAUCGGUUUUGACAUGGGCGGUACUUCUACCGACGUGUCUCGCUUCGACGGUCAUCUGGAGCAUGUCUUCGGGUCAAAGGUUGCUGGUGUCCUGAUCCAGUCCCCCCAGCUCGAUAUCAACACCGUUGCCGCUGGUGGUGGCUCCAUCCUUUCGUAUCGGAACGGUCUGUUCUACGUCGGGCCCGAGUCCGCGUCCGCUCAUCCCGGCCCUGCCUGCUACCGCAAAGGAGGUCCUUUGACCGUCACUGAUGCCAAUCUUUUCUUGGGACGUCUGAUGCCGGAAUAUUUCCCACACAUCUUUGGCCCCAAUGAGGACCAGCCGCUUGACCUCGAAGCGACAACCAAGCUCUUCACUGAGUUGACUCAGAAAAUCAAUGCUGAGCGCAAAGAGAGUGGCGAGACUGAGUACACGCCUGAGGAGAUUGCUCUCGGAUUCUUGAAGGUUGCUGACGAAUCGAUGGCUCGCCCGAUCCGGAACCUUACUCAGGCUCGGGGCUUCGAGACGGCGUCUCAUCACUUGGCUUGUUUCGGCGGAGCUGGUGGACAGCACGCCUGCUCCGUUGCCGCUUCACUGGGCAUCUCUCGCGUCAUCAUCCACAAGUACUCGUCGGUCCUAUCAGCCUAUGGCUUGGCUCUGGCCGAGGUGGUUAAGGAGUCGCAGGAGCCGGUUUCCAAGGAUUACUUGAACUCCCAGUCGACGCUUGAAGGUCGCUUUGAUGAGUUGAUCAAGGUUGCCACGGAAGACAUGGAGGUUCAAGGCUUUUCAGCCGACCAGGUUCGGCACGAACUAUACCUCAACAUGCGUUAUGACGGAUCCGAUACGAGCUUGAUGAUUCUGAAGCCCGAGGACGGUUCCGAUUUCCUGGAGCAGUUUCGCGUCCGCCACCGCCGUGAGUUCAAUUUCAACUCGGAGCGGUCUGUUCUCGUCGACGAUAUCCGUGUGCGCACGAUUGCUUCGUCCAAGGUGCGGGAGGAAAAGAGCCCUCUUGUGCAACUGAAGGAAGCUUCUCUGCAAGACGUCGCCGCCUCGCCUGAUAACACGACCAAGGCAUUCUUCGACGGACACCCCAGCCGUAUCGACACGCCUGUCUAUCUAUUAGACAAGCUCGAUAAAAACAUCCGCGUCCAUGGACCUGCAGUCAUCAUCGAUAACACCCAGACAGUCGUGGUAGCGCCCGAUUCCGUGGCGAGUAUUUUGGAAACGUGCAUUGUCAUUGAUCUCAAAGAUUCACAGAAGAAUGCCCAGAGCGGCGCUUCUUCCGGCAUUGACCCCAUCCGAUUGAGUAUUUUCGGACAUCGCUUCAUGUCGAUUGCAGAACAAAUGGGCCGUACGCUACAGAAGACGUCGGUCUCCACAAACAUCAAGGAGCGUUUGGACUUUUCGUGCGCUCUAUUCUCUCCAGAUGGCGGACUCGUCGCUAACGCGCCUCACGUUCCGGUACACCUUGGGUCCAUGCAGUUCGCAGUUCGCUUUCAGCACCAGAAGUGGCUUGGAGAUUUGAGAGACGGAGACGUGCUGGUUGCUAACCACCCGAGCUCUGGCGGCACGCAUCUUCCUGAUAUCACAGUCAUCACCCCCGUGUUUGACAAGCCCGGUGGCAGCGAGAUCAUGUUCUACGUAGCAUCUCGUGGCCAUCACGCCGACAUCGGUGGUAUUCUCCCCGGAUCUAUGCCGCCCAAGUCGACCGAGCUCUGGCAGGAAGGAGCUGCCAUCGAAGGAGACAAGAUUGUCAGCAACGGCGUCUUCAAUGAAGACCGUGUUCACGAACUUCUGGUCCGGAAGCCCGCCGAACACCCUGGCUGCGCUGGGGCCCGGUGCUUUAGUGACAACCUGUCUGAUCUGAAGGCACAAAUUGCUGCCAACACCCGUGGUAUCACUCUUAUCCAGAGUCUUUUUGCCGAAUAUGGCGUCCAAACUGUCCAAAAGUAUAUGUACGCCAUUCAAGAAACCGCCGAAACCGCCGUACGCAACCUCCUCAAAGACCUCCACCGGCGGUUCGGCGGCCAGCCUCUAGAAUCCAUUGACUACAUGGACGACGGCACACCCAUCAAGCUCAAAAUCACCAUCAACGGCAACGACGGCUCCGCUGUCUUCGACUUCGCAGGCACCGGUCCCGAAGUCUACGGUGGCUGGAACGCCCCGAUCGCCAUCACCCACUCGGCCAUCAUCUACUGCCUCCGAUGCAUGAUCAACGCGGACGUGCCUCUCAACCAGGGCUGUCUGGCCCCGAUCGACAUCCAAGUCCCCUCCCCCAGCAUUCUCUCCCCAACCAAGACCGCCGCCGUCGUCGGUGGUAACGUCGUCACCUCGCAACGAAUCACAGACGUGGUCCUCAAGGCAUUCCACGCGUGCGCCGCCUCGCAAGGAUGCUGCAACAACCUCACAUUCGGCACGAACCCCAAAACAGACCCAGAAACCGGCGCCACCAUCCCAGGCUUCGGCUACUACGAGACUAUCGCCGGUGGCAGCGGCGCAGGGCCCAGCUGGACCGGCGAGUCAGGGAUCCACGUGCACAUGACCAACACACGAAUCACGGACCCGGAGAUCCUCGAGAAACGGUACCCCACGCUGCUGCGGCAAUUCACGCUGCGUGAGGGAUCCGGCGGCAAGGGUGCGCACCGUGGUGGCGACGGCGUUGUGCGCGAUAUUGAGUUCCUGGCGCCCAUGGAGUGUUCGAUUCUCUCGGAACGACGUGUCCAUCGCCCGUACGGAUUAGAGGGCGGAGAGGCCGCGCAGACGGGUCUGAAUCUGUGGGUUUCGAAGGACGCGGAGACGGGUGGUGAGAGGGUGGUGAAUAUCGGAGGAAAAAAUACGGUGUCGGUGAAGACGCAUGAUCGCGUGGUGAUUAUGACAGCGGGAGGUGGUGGAUGGGGGAAGAAGUCUGAAUGA